This is a messenger RNA of Wallemia ichthyophaga EXF-994, 780 nucleotides long. RefSeq names its product Eukaryotic translation initiation factor 3 subunit J. The coding region runs from base 1 to 780 and encodes 259 amino acids. Gene Ontology annotation, cellular component: eukaryotic translation initiation factor 3 complex; cytoplasm. The transcript is spliced from 3 exons. The record is from RefSeq and is a predicted model, not a curated record. Gene Ontology annotation, molecular function: translation initiation factor activity. NCBI's taxonomy places the organism in Eukaryota, Fungi, Basidiomycota, Wallemiomycetes, Wallemiales, Wallemiaceae.
AUGGACGACUGGGACGCAUCCUCAUCCGACGAACAACCACAGCAAGCACCACAGCCAGUCGCUGCAGCUGCACCUGCUCGCAAGGGGAAGUUUGAUGACGAAGACGAAGAAGACAAAGUAGAGGACAGCUGGGACGCACCUUCAGAGGAUGAGAAGGACGAGAAGAAAUCAGCACCUCCAAAGAAGCCAGCCGCAACAGCAGCACCACCAAAGAAAAAAGGCACACUAAAGGCAAAGCUGGCACAAAAGGAAGACGAGCGCAAGCAAAGAAUGGAGAAGCAGGGUGAGAUUGACGAUGGCGAUGCUAUCGAUUGGUUGGAGAAGCAGAGAAUCGAAAGACAGCAAGCCAAAGAAAAGGAAAUCGAGAGCGAUCUUGCUAACGCAGCAGAUCUCUUCGCCGGAAUGAACGUCUCUCCGUCUACGACUCAAACGCUUAAGAAGAAGCCAACCAAGUUACCUGAAUUCCAACAGCUGGCUGCUGCCGUACAGGAAGUAUACUUUGCUCCAUAUGUCACCAACCCACAAUACUCUCAAUUCGUUACAACGCUCGUUAAGAACCUCGCAGACACACUCAAGGAAAACGAGAUAAAGGGUAUGGCUAGCAGACUCAACACACAAGCUGCAGAGAAGGCUCGCGCUAACAAGGCAGCUGCUGCCAAGAACAAGAAAACCAAACCAAGUCUUGGUGGUGGUCACACAACCACUGGUACUAGACUUGACACUAACAUUUACGAUGAGGCGCUAGAUGAUGGUGAUGAUGACGAUUUGGAGUUCAUGUAG